Messenger RNA from Archocentrus centrarchus (flier cichlid), 4600 nucleotides. Its product is annotated as mucin-5AC-like. Gene Ontology annotation, biological process: blood coagulation, common pathway; positive regulation of heterotypic cell-cell adhesion; blood coagulation. Bases 19 to 3834 code for a protein of 1271 amino acids. Gene Ontology annotation, cellular component: fibrinogen complex. NCBI's taxonomy places the organism in Eukaryota, Metazoa, Chordata, Actinopteri, Cichliformes, Cichlidae. Gene Ontology annotation, molecular function: protein-macromolecule adaptor activity; extracellular matrix structural constituent. The transcript has 2 exons. The record is from RefSeq and is a predicted model, not a curated record.
GCAAAGAAACAUCACAACAUGGAGAAAAUGGCUCCUGCAUUCUCUACAACUCCUUCCUCCAUAUCCCACUCUAUCUCUACACCCAGUCCUGACGUCAGGUCAACAACUGCGACCGCCCCUGACCCUGAGCUUCCCAAGCUCCCAGCUGAUCUACCUGAUCUACCGAAAACAACCCCCAACCAAAAGCCUAAAACCAGCCAAAACAUCCCUGGAAAACUCAAACCUGUGUCCAAACCAAACCAAAAACAUCCAAACCCUGGGACAAACUUCAAGCCUAAACCAAAUGUAAAGCCUAAUACUGGCCACAAACCACCACAAACCAACUGGAACCUUAAAAGACUUAAGCCUGGACAAACGCCUAAUCUUAAAGCCCAGUCUGCACCUGAAGCGGUGUCCAAUAGACCAUCCAAACCAAGGCCUCCCUCCCUUUAUGAAUCACCAACCAUGUCUACAGUUAGGCCAGGAGCAACACCAAUUCAAAGACCAAAACCAGAAGUGCAACCAAAGAAAAGUCCAAAGACCAAAACAGAUUCAUCUCAAAUCAGCAAGACUAUUUCAGACCACAUCCAAACCUCUCAUACUAACACGCCUUUGACAUCUGGCCCUGUAAAGCAUACUGCUGAAGUGACACAUUCCCCAGGGGACAUAGAGUUCAAUCCCAGUGUGAAGAAAACUGUCACUGCACAUCCAAAGACCUCCAAUAGCCUGGAAAAUGGAGCCUUCCCUCACCUUCACACUCUGCCUGAAGACUCCACUAUGAGCCCAAACAGCAGGAUUGUGUCUGAUCUAAAGCCACAAACAACCAGUGAGCCGCCAUCGCUCCCAAUGACAACAAGACCAAACAAACUCAUCCAUGGGAUCCUCCCAAGUGUUAUCCCUAGCACCAGUCCAAGACCCACACAGUCAAAUAUAAUUCCAAAAUCUGACUCUGGCACACAAGCAAAGAAACAUCACAACAUGGAGAAAAUGGCUCCUGCAUUCCCUACAACUCCUUACUUCAUAUCCCACUCUAUCUCUACAAACAGUCCUGACUUCAGGUCAACAACUGCGACCGCCCCUGACCCUGAGCUCCCCAACCUCCCAGAUGAGUUACCUGAUCUACCAAAAACACCUCCCAACCAAAAGACUAAAACCAGCCAAAACAUCCCUGGAAAACCCAAACCUGUGUCCAAACCAAACCAAAAACAUCCAAAACCUGGGACAAACUUCAAGCCUAAACAAAAUGUAAAGCAUAAUAGUGGCCACAAACCACCACAAACCAACUGGAACCUUAAAAGACUUAAGCCUGGACAAACGCCUAAUCUUAAUGCCAAGUCUGCACCUGAAGUGGAAUCCAAUAGAACAUCCAAACCAAGGCCUCCCUCCCUUUAUGAAUCACCAACCAUGUCUACAGUUAGGCCAGGAGCAACACCAAUUCAAAGACCAAAAUCAGAAGUGCAACCAAAGAAAAGCCCAAAGAUCAAAACAGAUUCAUCUCAAAUCAGCCGGACUAUUUCAGACCACAUCCAAACCUCUCAUACUAACACGCCUUUGACAUCUGGCCCUGCAAAGCAUACUGCUGAAGUGACUCAUUCCCCAGGGGACACAGAGUUCAAUCCCAGCGUGAGGAAAACUGUCACUGCACAUCCAAAGACCUCCAAUAGCCUGGAAAAUGGAGCCUUCCCUCACCUUCACACUCUGCCUGAAGACUCCACUAUGAGCCCAAACAGCAGGAUUGUGUCUGAUCUAAAGCCACAAACAGUCAAUCAGCCACCAUCGCUCCCAAUGACAAGACCAAACAAAAUCAUCCAUGGGAUCCUUCCAAAUGUUAUCCCUAGCACCAGUCCAGGACCCACACAGUCAAAUAUAAUUCCAAAAUCUGACUCUGGCACACAAGCAAAGAAACAUCACAACAUGGAGAAAAUGGCUCCUGCAUUCUCUACAACUCCUUCCUCCAUAUCCCACUCUAUCUCUACACCCAGUCCUGACGUCAGGUCUACAACUGCGACCGCCCCUGGCCCUGAGCUUCCCAAGCUCCCAGCUGAUCUACCUGAUCUUCCGAAAACAACCCCCAACCAAAAGCCUAAAACCAGCCAAAACAUCCCUGGAAAACCCAAACCUGUGUCCAAACCAAACCAAAAACAUCCAAAACCUGGGACAGACUUCAAGCCUAAACCAAAUGUAAAGCCUAAUACUGACCACAAACCACCACAAACCAACUGGAACCUUAAAAGACUUAAGCCUGGACAAAUGCCUAAUCUUAAAGCCAAGUCUGCAUCUGAAGCGGUGUCCAAUAGACCAUCCAAACCAAGGCCUCCCUCCCUUUAUGAAUCACCAACCAUGUCUACAGUUAGGCCAGGAGCAACACCAAUUCAAAGACCAAAACCAGAAGUGCAACCAAAGAAAAGUCCAAAGACCAAAACAGAUUCAUCUCAAACCAGCAGGACUAUUUCAGACCACAUCCAAACCUCUCAUACUAACACGCCUUUGACAUCUGGCCCUGCAAAGCAUACUGCUGAAGUGACUCAUUCCCCAGGGGACACAGAGUUCAAUCCCAGCGUGAGGAAAACUGUCACUGCACAUCCAAAGACCUCCAAUAGCCUGGAAAAUGGGGCCUUCCCUCACCUUCACACUGAAGACUCUACUAUGAGCCCAAACAGCAGGAUUGUGUCUGAUCUAAAGCCACAAACAACCAGUGAGCCGCCAUCGCUCCCAAUGACAACAAGACCAAACAAAAUCAUCCAUGGGAUCCUCCCAAGUGUUAUCCCUAGCACCAGUCCAGGAUCCACACAGUCAAAUAUAAGUCCAAAAUCUGACUCUGGCACACAAGCAAAGAAACAUCACAACAUGGAGAAAAUGGCUCCUUCCCCCAUAUCCCACUCUAUCUCUACACCCAGUCCUGACUUCAGGUCAACAACUGCGACCACUCCUGGCCCCGAGCUCCCAGCUGAGGCUUCCACUCCCAGUGCACGUGAGUUACGAGUGAAAAUCAACCAGGUGGCCGCUUUCUUCAAUAACAGCCCGAGUCUAAAUGGAAGCCUGACAAACAUGCAUCAUAAAGAGCACUCAGAGGAGAACCAGGGAGGCAGCAGGCCUGACGGCACAAACGGCAAACUGCCAACAGUGAAACCACCAAAAGCCACAGUUACCAUGCCACCGAGAGACUGCUCGGACCACCUGCUCAGAGGAGGAACAGAAAGCGGGCGAUACCUGGUGACCCCUGACCCCCGCACAAAAAGUUUCCUGGUGUACUGCGACAUGCAACAGGAGGGUGGAGGGUGGACCGUCCUGCAACGCCGCCAGGACGGCAGCGUGAGCUUCAACCGCACCUGGGCAGAGUACCAAUCCGGCUUCGGGGAGCUGGACGGAGGGGAGUUUUGGCUGGGCAACAACAUGAUCCACCUGCUGACCCGCGACAGGGAGAUGGUGCUGCGGGUGGAAUUGGAGGAUUUUGACAACAUGACGGGGUAUGCGCAGUACGAGCAGUUCAGGGUGGCGAGUGAACGGCUGCGCUAUAAACUGACAGUAAGCGGUUACUCAGGUACCGCAGGUGAUGCUCUUCGCUUCAGCAAAAGGUACGAUCACAACAGCAGGGCGUUCACCACUCCGGACAGGGACCACGACCGCUACCCCUCCGGGAACUGCGGGGCCUACUACAGCUCCGGGUGGUGGUUUGACGCCUGCAUGAGUGCGAACCUCAACGGGAGAUACUACGUGGGGAGGUACAAAGGUGUCCGGGAUGGGAUUUUCUGGGGGACAUGGUAUAACAUAUUAUCAGAGUACUACCCCACCAAUGAGAGACAGUCUUUUAAGAGAGUCAGGAUGAUGAUCAGACCAAAGGGCUUUGCACCCUAAGCUGUGCUGGGGAAGAAAACAAGGGUUUAAUACCAACUUCAACCAUAAGCCCGCAGGAUACUUCAUUAAAGUUUCAUAAAAUCUAGUGUACUCUCCACACUAUUAACCAUUAACACAAUACUGCCGCCUUGUGGUGUUUUCUAUAAUGUUUCGUUUACAAUAACAGAGGAUGUAUAUACUAGUGACAAAGGUAGGGUUGCAUUGUUUAUUUUAUAACCUUUUAAGAAUAAAAUUAUAGCAUUUUUGUUCAGAGGGAAAUUUGCAAAAGAAGGAAAUUUUAAUGUGAAGACUUAUUUUUCUACCUGUGAUAUGAAUCCAGGGUGACCAGGUGCCACACUUUAUGUGGGACUGCGCAGCAUUUUUACCCUUUGCGCCCCCACGGCCCAUCAAACAUACUGAGACAAGGUCCCACAUUUUAAGAAUCCCGUGGCUUAUGAAGAGAUGUGGUGAUCUGUGGAUGCGUCCUUGCUGAUACCCUUACCAAACAGAAAUAACAAGAGUUUUAUGGCUGUAGAAAAAGGGAAUAUAGGUGUGUACAAAGAAUGUCAAAGCUUGUUACAUACGCACCGAUGCCAAACCUGACACCCGUAUAGUUUUUGUGUAUUUGUAUUUGGUAACAAAACACACUCCUUGCUCCACAUGUAGCUUGUUGGAAUCUGGUCACCCUGACGGGUGUGUAGCAAAAGAGAUUUUUAUUACGUGUACUGGAAGGGCAGUUGAUAGACUGAAGCUGUUUGUGAUGUGAUUACUUUUGAAUAAAAUGAGU